CAAAGCCCAUUUCUGGUGGCUGCACAAGAAAGAGCAUAUGACAAAAUCAUAUAAUCAGUCUCUUUAUAUUAACUACUAUACAAUGCAAUGAUAGCUUUUUACCUGUCGAUAAGAAUAGAAAGAGAGAACACGUUGUGUUGGUUAAACUCUAUUGUACUAUCUCUAUGCAGAUUGGAGUAACAGUCUUCCGUCUCCCCUCCCUCCCUUGUGUUAUGUUUGUACCCUGUUUUGUUCCUUGUGCUGGUCAGUUAUUUUGGUGCAAUGACAAAUUAAACCGAAUUAGAGCGAUUCAGGAGGACUCUUCCACCGGACAGUCCGAUCACACCGGAUUUCAGCGGAGAUCUUCAUUUAUGUGAUGAAGUAACAGGCUGUGCUAGAAUGUCAAACUUUGCGAACUGCGUCUGAUGAGACGAGGACAAUAACUCGCUGAGAAGAACGUUUCAAACACUGUGGAUUUCACUUGAACAUCAACAUGAAGUUCGCCCAGAUCAUGCUGAAGAACAGCUCAAAGCUGAACAUACCUAAACAAGUGGACAGAUUUUCAAAGUACUCUCCGUCCCCGCUGUCAAUGAAGCAGUUCAUUGACUUUGGAUCAGCCAAUGCCUGUGAAAAGACCUCCUUCAUGUUUUUAAGGCAAGAGCUUCCUGUCCGUUUAGCCAACAUCAUGAAGGAGAUCGACUUCCUCCCGGACAAACUGCUCAGCACUCCUUCACUGAAGCUGCUUCAUAGCUGGUAUGCGCAGAGUUUGAUGGAGCUUGUUGACUUUUUGGAGAAAGACCCUGAUGAUAAAAAAAUCCUAACUAAAUUCACAGAAACACUGAUCAAUGUCAGGAACAGGCACAACAAUGUGGUGCCCACCAUGGCACAGGGAGUGCUGGAGUACAAGGAGGCCUUUGGCGUGGAUCCCGUGACCAAUCAGAACGUCCAGUAUUUUUUGGACCGCUUCUACAUGAGCCGAAUCUCCACACGCAUGCUGAUGAAUCAGCACUCGUUAAUCUUCGAUGGCAGCACCAAUCCAGCCCACCCCAAACACAUUGGCAGUAUCGACCCAAACUGUGACGUUGUGGAGGUUGUAAAAGAUGCCUAUGAGAGUGCCAAGAUGCUGUGUGAUCAGUACUACUUGACCUCUCCUGAAGUGGAAAUCAAACAAGUGAACUGUGUGCGAGAAUUUUUUUCUCUCAGACUUUCAGUCUUUGUGUGUCCUGUGCAUGUUAAAGGAUCCAGUGACCCUAUACAUAUAGUUUAUGUGCCUUCUCAUCUGUACCACAUGCUCUUUGAGCUCUUCAAGAAUGCAAUGAGAGCAACUGUGGAAACCCAUGAGACCAGCCUACAUCUACCACCAAUCAAAGUGAGAGUUUCUCUAGGAAGUGAAGAUCUGACCAUCAAGAUGUCUGACAGAGGAGGUGGAGUUCCUUUGAGGAAAAUUGAAAGGCUUUUCAGCUACAUGUAUUCAACUGCACCGAGUCCUGUGGCUGAAAACAGCCGUAAUGCUCCCCUGGCUGGUUUUGGCUAUGGUCUUCCUAUUUCCCGCCUUUAUGCCAAGUACUUCCAGGGAGAUCUGCAGCUCUACUCUAUGGAGGGAUACGGCACGUCGGCAGUCAUAUACCUAAAGGCCUUAUCCACUGAAUCAAUAGAAAGACUUCCUGUCUUCAACAAGUCAGCCUUAAGGCAUUAUCAAACGAGCAUGGAGGCAGACGACUGGUGCAUCCCGAGCAGCGAGCCCAAGAAACUAGGAAAGUACGAGUACAGUGUUUGAGAGGAAUGAGAAGCAUAUACGAUAAACAUAAGGACUGAACUAUAGUGGAGUUAAUUUGGGUAACCAUCUAUGUGACUGUUAAGGUAUUUCAGACGCUUGGUUUUAUCAAAGGGUUGAUAAUUGACUUUAUGAAUGCUACAGUCUGAAUAACAAGGGCAUUUUUGUCUUCCACAUCUCACAUUGCUUAUAAGACACCAUGCAUUUCAUUUGCGGUGCUAACUCUUUCAUUCAGAGUUUCACAGGACAUUCUUCUGUGAAUGCAGAAGAAUGACGACCUGUCAGUCACACAAUGUACCGUUUUUAAAACCGCACAACUGCUGCUAGUCCCUAAUUUCCAUAAGAACUAACAUACACAGUGAUUUUCCUCUACAUUGAGGACUUGAUUAUUAGAUUAUUACGGAGCCCGGGAAGUCGCCUGUAGGAGAAAAAAAAACAAUCCGUGGCGACGGUUUUGCAAUCCGU
Molecule: messenger RNA, 2218 nt
Organism: Sinocyclocheilus rhinocerous
Lineage: Eukaryota; Metazoa; Chordata; Actinopteri; Cypriniformes; Cyprinidae
Product: pyruvate dehydrogenase (acetyl-transferring) kinase isozyme 2, mitochondrial-like
Exons: 11
Coding region: 473-1756 (427 amino acids)
Biological process (GO): protein phosphorylation; regulation of glucose metabolic process
Cellular component (GO): mitochondrion
Molecular function (GO): pyruvate dehydrogenase (acetyl-transferring) kinase activity
Source: RefSeq, a predicted model, not a curated record